Molecule: messenger RNA, 2149 nt
Organism: Chionomys nivalis (European snow vole)
Lineage: Eukaryota; Metazoa; Chordata; Mammalia; Rodentia; Cricetidae
Gene: Gins3
Product: GINS complex subunit 3
Exons: 3
Coding region: 18-668 (216 amino acids)
Biological process (GO): mitotic DNA replication initiation
Cellular component (GO): GINS complex
Source: RefSeq, a predicted model, not a curated record
CGCUUCUGCCAGCAACCAUGUCGGAGGCUUAUUUCCCGGUGGAGUCGGGCGCGCUGGGACCUGAGGAGAACUUCCUGUCCUUGGACGACAUCCUCAUGUCCCAGGAGAAGCUGCCGGUGCGCGUGGAGAAGCCCAUGCCGCGUCUGGGCGCCUUCUUCCUGGAGCGGGGCGCGGGCGCCGACUCGGACCAGGCGCUCCCGCAGGGUACGAAGCUGGAGUUUCCCUUGUGGCUGGCUAAAGGGCUCUUUGACAACAAGUGGCGCAUCCUUUCCGUGGAACUUCCCAAGAUGUACCAAGAGGGAUGGAGGACUGUGUUCAGUGCAGAUGCUAACGUUGUGGACCUCCACAAAAUGGGGCCCCACUUCUAUGGGUUCGGCUCCCAGCUUCUGCACUUUAACCAUCCAGAGAAUACAUCUAUCUCCCAGUCUCUGCUGCAGACUUUUAUUGGCCGGUUCCGCCGCAUCAUGGACUCCUCCCAGAAUUCUUACAAUGAAGACACAUCUGCACUGGUAGCCAGGCUAGAUGAGACAGAGAGAGGCUUAUUUCAAAUAGGGCAGAAAGGACUGAAUGACUUCCAGAGCUGGGAGAAGGGUCAGGCUUCUCAGAUCACGGCAUCCAACCUCGUUCAGAAUUACAAGAAGAGAAAAUUCACUAAUCUGGAAGACUGAAGGCGGAACAGAACUGCAGCUUGUGGGUCUAUUGCUGUGUCCCUGAGAAGACCAGUUAGCUUCAUGGGUGACCCAACUACUGCCGCAGGACUUUUAACCCUCAGCAGUCUCCAAACUUGGAAACAUCUGGUUGGUGGCAGAUGUGGAUGCUUUUGAUCCUAUUGGUUUUCCUGGACUUUAGUUACCUGCUGUUCCACAGCAUGGGCCUUUUGACUCAAGACUGCAGCUGAGGAUGAGCUGGUCUUAAAUAAGGGUCAUGGACAAAUACAAAGUCAAGGAGGAACUAGGAUUCCUCAAGUGUCUGGUCUCCUUGGCUGCAAAGGACAAGUACAAAGUGGGCCAUCUCUGCCUGUUCACAAAUUUCUCUUAAGCUGAUUUGCCUUACCUUCCUCAUGGCUGGACAAAGAACGGCACCCCCACCAUGCUGCCUGCCUGCUGGGACUUACCCCAGUUCCCAAAACAGGAAACUGGGAGGGAAAGGGAAAGUCAGAUGGAUGGCAUAGCAGAAAGGAGGAGACAUUGAGCUUCUGUGCCCUGUAAUCAGGGCUUUUGAGCUAGAACCACAUCCCUUCAGUCCACCCAGAGGGGCCACGUUCCUGUGUUUGCCAGUGAUCUCUGGAGCACUGGCACCACACGUCUUCCGUUCCCUGUCUAGAAGAGCUGUCAGGGAGGUGCCAGGAGUUGAAAAGUGGUUAUUAACUGAGUGUUUGCCAGUAAUGUUUGCACCAGGGGCUUACACUGAAAAACAGCCUGGCAAGUGUUAGUAGGGAAGACGCCUUUACAUUUUUUUCUCCAGGAAAUAUUACAACAUUAGUGCAAAGAGGACCCCUGACCACUUACUGGAAAUGUGUUUAAAACUGCAUCAAAUGGAGGGGUGAGUUCUCCAGACCCUAGGCUGUCACUGUCUAAAACCUCAUUUCCUAGGGCCGUUUGGACUGUCUAAUGGGCAGCUUUUUCACACCACUGACCACCCUGGCAUCCUACAGCUACUGGAAAAUAUCUUCAUUGUAAUUUGGAGAGAUUUGGGUGUCCAGAUCCCACAGAUAUUUUAAUGGAUACUUAAAAUGACAGAGGUGCAUUUAAAUACCUGUCUUUAAUACAUGAAAUUGCUUUUAUUAUUUGACUUCAUUCUAAAUAAAUGAUGGACUUUGCAUUUUGUACAUGUGUUGUCUAACUGCAAGGCUGGCGGGCAUCAGCAAACCAUCUAAGGACAUGUUCUUUGAUCGUAUUUGAUUGUAAUGCUCACAUCUGUGUUUCAACAACUGCACUUGUAUUUGUACAGUAUGCAGAAAUACCAGGAGCGUUCUCUGGGAGUGUGCUAGACCCUAUAAAAAUGACACGUCAUUCCUACCACGGCUUUUAUGCAUACUUAGGGCCCACAAACCAGGGUGCAAAGAUUAUAUUAGCUUAGCUUUUGGCAGCUCUGCUUUCAAAGGUAGCUUUGUUUUUAAAGAUAAUACUGAGACUGCUAAUAUAUUUCU